UUCAUACAAAUAUAACAGAAUAGAUUCUCUCUCUCUCUCUCUCUCUACUGUUAUCUUCAAAGACAAUGGAAGAUCAAGAUCCCAAUCUUUCUUUGGAGCAGCUCAACCAGAUGAAUAAAAAGUACAAGUUCACUGAAGUAAUAGGAAGUGGCAGCUUUGGUUUGGUUUACAAGGCUCGUGAUCGUGGUGAAAAUAAAUUUGUAGCUAUUAAGAUUAUUUGUAUUACAGAUGACAAAGAAGGUGUCCCAAGCUCACUAAUACGAGAAGUCUCCCUCUUGAAGGAUUUGAAUCAUGACAAUAUCAUCAGGUUGAAACUUCCUUACGUUUUCAUUUUUCAAUUUCUUUCCUUCUGUUGGGGGUUUCAAUAA
Cornus florida is the source of this 368-nucleotide messenger RNA. RefSeq names its product cell division control protein 2 homolog 2-like. Bases 66 to 368 code for a protein of 100 amino acids. The record is from RefSeq and is a predicted model, not a curated record. Gene Ontology annotation, cellular component: cytoplasm. Gene Ontology annotation, molecular function: ATP binding; protein kinase activity. Gene Ontology annotation, biological process: protein phosphorylation. Lineage: Eukaryota; Viridiplantae; Streptophyta; Magnoliopsida; Cornales; Cornaceae. The transcript is spliced from 3 exons.